Triticum aestivum (bread wheat) is the source of this 795-nucleotide messenger RNA. RefSeq names its product MADS-box transcription factor 1. Gene Ontology annotation, biological process: positive regulation of transcription by RNA polymerase II. Gene Ontology annotation, cellular component: nucleus. NCBI's taxonomy places the organism in Eukaryota, Viridiplantae, Streptophyta, Magnoliopsida, Poales, Poaceae. Gene Ontology annotation, molecular function: RNA polymerase II transcription regulatory region sequence-specific DNA binding; protein dimerization activity; DNA-binding transcription factor activity. The record is from RefSeq and is a predicted model, not a curated record.
GAGCUAAUAAGCGGUCGACCUGUGGUGAACUGGCGAUUGACAGUCGAGAGAUUUGUAGAGAGAGACUAUUUAGGCGCACCGAGCAAGCAUAUGAUCAGACAUCGCUCUGCUGGCUGCGGAAAAUAAAAGGAGACUUAGAGAGAGAAAGAAAGAGAGGAGGAGGAGGAGAUGGGUCGGGGGAAGGUGGAGAUGAGGCGGAUCGAGAACAAGAUAAGCCGGCAGGUGACGUUCGCCAAGCGCCGGAAUGGGCUGCUCAAGAAGGCCUACGAGCUCUCGCUGCUCUGCGACGCCGAGGUCGCCCUCAUCAUCUUCUCCGGCCGCGGCCGCCUCUUCGAGUUCUCAAGCUCCUCAUGCAUGUACAAAACACUUGAGAGAUACCGUACCUGCAACUCCAACUCACAGGAAGCAACACCUCCGCUAGAAAGUGAAAUUAAUUACCAGGAAUAUUUGAAGCUCAAGACCAGAGUUGAAUUUCUUCAAAGUUCACAAAGAAAUAUUCUCGGUGAGGAUCUGGGCCCACUUAGCAUGAAGGAGCUUGACCAGAUAGAGAACCAAAUAGAUGCAUCCCUCAAGCAUAUCAGGUCAAAAAAGAAUCAGGUACUACUCGAUCAGCUAUUUGAACUGAAAAGUAAGGAGCAAGAAUUGCAGGAUGAAAACAAUGACUUGAGGAAGAAGUUGCAAGAUACCACCAGCUGCUGCGGAGAGAAUGCGGUCCAUAUGUCCUGGCAAGACGGAGGGCAGUGUAGCUCCAGAGUACUACAUCCGGAGCAUGAUACCUCCAUGCAAAUUGGGUAU